UUAGGAGGCUUUUACCAGAGCGAAGUGGGACAGGUCUCCUGCAAGAAUUGUAGCACAGGCACUUACGUUUCAGAGGAACGUCAUCCUGGCAAAACUCCCACUGACUGUCACGCAUGUCCGUACGGUAAGAGCAAAGUUCCUUUGAAGGAAAGUUUCUUGGUAUUGCGGGUGGCAGGGUUCGUACAGAGCCUUGAAUUCUUGAAAAAAAGUCUCGAAAUUUGCCCAGCAAUUUUCCAGACCUGUAAAAAAGUUUGGAAAAUGGAGAGGAAGUCUGGAAAAAUGGUAAAAAGUGAGGAGUUUUAUUUAUUUAUUUUUUUUUCAAAGCUAGCAACAAGUUCUUGAUAAGUGAAUUUUUUUUCAUUUUGGUCAAUCUUAUUCAAUCUCGCCGGUACGUUUGCAGCGCGUCAUGAAAAAACCUUUGCUUCCUAAGUUUUCUAAUGUCUCCUUUGAUCACCUAUUUGAUCAUUAAUUUGAUUUUGAUCAUGAUCAUUUAUGUUGAUCAUUUUGGGAAAAAGUCUGGAAAAAGCCUUGAAUUUUGGAUUCAAAAAUAUGUACGAACCCUAGGGGUGGAGCUAUCACUAAAUGAGGCAAUACCUCCAAACAAUCGAAACGACAUUGAACAAUAUCCACACCAAAACACAAUACCUAACCAACAAAACAUCCACUGUUACGUUAUACUUCCGCACAUCUCUUAUUGUGAUUACCUAACGUACUCAAUUACUAUGAUGACGGCUCAAACUAGCCCAGUAAAUCAGGCCAAUCAAUAGCGCAAAAAAAAAUGCUAUUAGCCAAUCAGAGAACUGGAAACAAUUCAAAUGCAUGCACUGUUUUCUUGCUGGCUGCACUUAACCAAACUGCACGUCUUAACAUAACAUUACAGAAUCGGCGCCUAUUGAAACUAUUUUGAGCUGAUUAAAUAUUUUAAGGAUUUAAACCAGUAGAAUGGAGUGUCUGUAAAACCAGGAACAGGCUCGGAACACCCCAGAACACUCCCAAAACACCCCGGAACAUACCUAGAACAACCUGGAACACCCCCAGAACACCAUCAGAACACCCCUGAAUACCCCGGAGCAAAGAAAAUCUCCAACACCAAAAAUUUGAAAAUAAUACCAGUGAAUAAUCAACAUGUUUUAUCUGUAACUGAAAAAAAAAAGGUACGUCACAUGGGUCGGCAACUCACGCUGUUUAACGACUUCUGUAGUUCCCCACGCAGCCGUUUCUACCUUGUCUUCGCCAUGGAGGAGCGUUGCGUGACAUUUGCGUUGUGCGAAAUAAACAAAGAAAAAAUCACCUUAAUUUUGGGAACAAGGGUCUUUUUGCAGGAGCAAGCGCGGACGCAACUUGGUAAAGAGCACGCGACCAGUGACAGUGAGCGUGGUGCAUAGUCAUAGGAACCAAAUUCUUCACUUUGAAAGCUUGCUUGAGAUUCAAAUGGUAGCAGGAACUUAGGAAAGAUCUUCGUUGUACAAAAUAAGUAAAAAUCUGGUGAUUUAUAUAGAGACGGAUGCGCUGAACGAGGUCAAUAGCAAGUUUCUCAAGGAUGUCUUUUGACACGAACAUGCCUGCUUGUUGUUGUUUGGCGCUCGACUUAUAUAGUCUUGAUUCCCCUUCAAGAACCGCAAAGUUUGGGGUAGAAUGCAUUGCUGCUGGGUAGAUAUCGAACAAAAUGUUCUUUAUUUAGUGUUUGUCUAUAAAUCGGAUGAAAAUUAGUUUCUCGAUGCCGUAGAGGAUUUCUGUCAAUAAUUUGUAGAUAGCUGAUUUAGCCAUAUUUCGGGAGUGGAUUAAUAACGAUCAGCGGGCGACUACCACGCUGUUAUCAGUUGGAAUAGAAAGGUGUUCCCUUACGUAUUUUAGCGAUACAAAGUUUUUUUAUCGGAAAAUUGUAGAAGUUCUUGUUUUUGCUUGGACUAACAUUGUAACGCAUCUUGUGCAGAACUUAAGUGCUGUAAUAAUUUUUAACUUUUCAUGACUUUUGGUCAGCAUCACAUGUUUACUGCACUUCUCGGGAAACCUAACCCCUUGUUUCAUCAAAAUCGGUCACAAGAUUCGACUUUAAUUUCGGUCCUAUUGAAUGCAGUUUCGACUGUGCCUCAUUGAUAUUCACUUUUUUUGUUUUUCGAGACAUACCGAGUUACGACCACCAAACAUCUCACCAGGUGACUAAUCUACGUCUCAUGUUCUCCUAAUUUCGUCGUUUAAAAGUGCUGGGAAAAUUGUAGAACAUAUAUUAAUUCACUGCUGAACUGAACACCGGCUUUUGCGCACUUCGAACCCCCUCGCUGAUAUUUGCAAUGAUAUAAGAGGGAGGGAGAGAGGGGGAGGGGUUAGAGAGAAAUUCGCGAAAAUCUGUGUACAGCUACUUCUACACAAAUCCCUAACCAUAAAACAACCAAAAAAAGGACAUAAGCAAACAACACAGUAAACAAGCUAAGACAGGGGAAGUUGAGAGAAAUUACAAAAUGUUUGCUAACCCUGUGGUAGAUAUAUAGAUUUAAGCUAAAACAGUUGAAUAAAUACAACAAUUACGUGAACCAUUUUAAACUAUGUUAUUGAGAUGUUGCUUGUUCCGUGGUUGAAGCUUGUUUCAAAUUUCUCAGCACUAAAUCGUUUUACUUGUAUAUGGCUAGGUACACUUUCCAAUGAAACUGCUGGUCAUCGUGCAUGCAAAUGCCUUCGCGGAUUUUACCGCAUGGAUCGAUUUGGCUCCUGCUCUGAAUGCCCUGCUCACGGUAUAAAGUGUGUCAACGAUACAGCAAUUCUAGCACCAAAUUAUUAUUGGAAAUGGCCAAGUGAAAAGGAAAAAAGGUUUUAUAGCAACUUCCUUAAAAAUAUUUACACACUAGAGCCUCCAUACGACAAAAAUUUCUCCAGGUUUCAGGGAACGCUACCCCAGCCCCAAAAAUGUCCAUAUCCUAAAUCCUGUAAUGGCGGAGUUGACUCGUCCUGUCAAGACAAAUUCAAAGGAAUUUUAUGUGCCUCAUGCUCUAUCAACCACUACCUCCGAUUUAACACGUGCCUGGAAUGCCCAAGAAUGGUUAACACAAUCAUAUCAUGCGUAGUCGUAGUUCUGGUAUUUGUUGCGGUGUUUUUAGUGGUUCUUUGGGGUGACUCGAAACGCACAGAAAACAAUCGUACGGUUGCAGAUGUCGUUAUGUCUUGUUGCAAAAUUGUUAUUGGAUUUUAUCAAGUCAUUGCUGGAAUUUUUUCUGCGCUUGUGUAUGUUCGAUGGCCUGUUAUUCUAAUCUCCAUGGAAAAAUAUUUGAACUUUGUUGAGGGUAACAUACUGAAGUUCGCACCUUUAAGCUGCAUUUACUCUAAAUUGCGUCCAGAUCCAUUCCUACAAUUUUCUCUCGCUGUUGGCAUAAACAUAUUUGUUGUUUCCCUUAUUCUUCUCUACCUCUUCCUGAAGAAACGCUACAUAAAC
Messenger RNA from Porites evermanni, 3424 nucleotides. The record is from the annotation of a GenBank genome assembly. NCBI's taxonomy places the organism in Eukaryota, Metazoa, Cnidaria, Anthozoa, Scleractinia, Poritidae.